This is a messenger RNA of Suillus subalutaceus, 258 nucleotides long. Its product is annotated as Tim10/DDP family zinc finger-domain-containing protein. Lineage: Eukaryota; Fungi; Basidiomycota; Agaricomycetes; Boletales; Suillaceae. The record is from RefSeq and is a predicted model, not a curated record. The transcript has 3 exons. The coding region runs from base 1 to 258 and encodes 85 amino acids.
AUGGACAACGUCAAGUUCGACGAAGCUACGCAAAAAGAGCUUGCUACGUUCUUAGAACGAGAACAAGCCCAAGCUCGCAUCAACUCCACCGUGCAUAACCUCACAAGCAUGUGUUGGGACAAAUGUGUCACCAGCACUCCAGGGUCUCGCUUCGCCCGUGGAGAGGAGAGUUGUCUCUUGAAUUGUGUGGACCGCUUCAUGGAUACUAGUUUAUUCAUCAUCAAGACUAUAGAGGGACAACGCUCGCAGCAAUCAUGA